This is a messenger RNA of Podospora anserina S mat+, 882 nucleotides long. RefSeq lists its product as uncharacterized. Gene Ontology annotation, cellular component: vacuolar membrane; SNARE complex. NCBI's taxonomy places the organism in Eukaryota, Fungi, Ascomycota, Sordariomycetes, Sordariales, Podosporaceae. The coding region runs from base 1 to 882 and encodes 293 amino acids. The transcript is spliced from 4 exons. Gene Ontology annotation, molecular function: syntaxin binding; soluble NSF attachment protein activity. The record is from RefSeq and is a predicted model, not a curated record. Gene Ontology annotation, biological process: SNARE complex disassembly; intracellular protein transport.
AUGGCUCUCGAUCCGCGCGCGUUGGAGGAGAAGGCGAAGAAGACCCUCGCGGGCGCCUCGGGCGGCUUCAGCUUCUUCAGCGGGAGCAAGGAGGACAAGCUCCAGAAUGCGGCGGAGCUGUUUGUCCAGGCGGGAAAUGCUUACAAGAUGGAGGGGAAGAACAAGGAAGCAGGCACCGCAUUUGAGCAAGCGGCCAAGAUCCACAGAGACAGGCUGAACGAACCCGACGACGCGGCCAACAUUAUGGUGGACGCCUUCAAGGUCUAUAGAAAAGACAACCCCGAGGACGCGGUCCGGUGCUUGGGUGUGGCGAUUGAUCGGUACACGCAGAAAGGAAACUUUAGACGGGCGGCGAGUCACAAGGAGAACGAAGGGGAGGUUCUGGAGGAGGAGUUGGGGGAUCGGAGGAGGGCGAUGGAGAGUUAUGAGAAGGCUGCACAGUGGUAUGAGGGAGAUGGGGCGAAUGCGCUGGCCAACAAGCUCUGGCUCAAGGUGGCGGAUAUUGCUGCUUUGGAAGGGGAUUAUCACAGGGCGAUUCAGAACUUUGAAAAGGUGGCUGAUUCGUCGCUUGAUAACCACUUGAUGAAGUACUCGGUCAAGGAGUACUUCUUCAAGGCGGGGAUUUGCAUUUUGGCGACCAAGGACUUGGUUAGUGCGCGCCGCAAUAUCGAGAGGUACAGGGAAAAGGACCCGUCGUUUGGUGGGCAGCGUGAGUUUAAGCUCCUGUCGGCCCUGAUUGAGGCUGUUGAGGCGGGCAACCAGGAGGUGUUUACGGAUGAGCUCUAUGUGUACGAUCAGAUGAGCCGGUUGGACAAGUGGAAGACAGAGUUGUUGGUCAAGAUCAAGAACCAGAUUGAGGAGGCGGAUAACGAGUUCUCGUAG